CGGGUAGAAAAGAAAUUACAAGAACUUAAUGAAAAUAAUGAAAAUGAGAAAAUAACCGAUGAUAUUCAACUAGACAUGGUGGAAUUUGCUAAUAAUUAUUUCAACGCUCAUGAAAGAAGUCCUGAAGGUACUAUAAUGGCCACCUUAACGAGAAAGAGACAAAGCUCAGAAAUGAUUCCGAAGGAAGAGAUGGUUAUAUACUAUAAAGGGAAUUCAAUACCAAAUUCCCAUAUUCAUUUAUAUGAUCCAGACAAUAUAAAUAUUGCUUGCAGUAUAUUCCGGGAUUUAAACAAAUACAUAAGGGGAGAACUGAACGGGGAACGUGAACUGCAAGUUAUUCAGUCAAUUGUAGGAUAUGCAUUAGAACGAGAAGAACUAAGAGACGAAGUAUUUGUUCAAUGCAUUCGUCAAGCCACGAAUAACCCAAGCACAGAAGGAACCGAAAGAGUAUGGUUGUUGUUGUGUCUGUGUGUGGUUUCUUUUCAACCAUCCAAAUUAUUAUAUAGAUAUUUUGUGUCUUUCCUGAAAAAGAAUAUUGUACAUCCUGGAAGAAUUAGUCAAUACGUUCAAUGGUGUUUGGACAAUUGCAAUAACAACAAAGUUUCCGUUCGGGAGCAUCCUCCAUCAUCAGUAGAAGUAGCUGCCAUGAAAAGGCUUGGUACAAUAGUAUGCAGAUUUUUCUUCCUGGAUGGUCGCACUAAAGCAAUAGAUGUUCAUCCGACAGAUACAGCUGGAGAUGCAGCCAAAAAAUUAGCAGAAAGAUUAGGUUUAAGAAAUUUGGAAGGUUGGGCUAUUUACCAAAGUCGACCUGAUGGAGAAGAACAUGUUAGAGCUCAUCAUUAUUUAUAUGACAUUAUAGCCCAAUGGGAACUGAAUCAAAAUAAGUUGGUACCACAAAGUGGUUUAUCGACGUUAGGAAGACGAAGCGGUCAAACCGUGAGUGGAGGAGAAAAUAGAUUUAUUUUCAAAAGAAGGCUCUUCAAAUCUAGUCGUGAACUUAGUCAAGAUCCUGUAGAAGUUAAUUUAAUGUAUGCUCAAGCUGUACAUAGUGUUGUUAAAUGUGAUGAUUUUCCUGUAACAGAAAAGGUUGCUUUGCAAUUAGCUGGUUUACAGGCACAAGUAGCUUUAGGAAAUCCCAAAGAUAAUAACAAACUCGAAUACUAUAAUGAUAUUGACACAUAUCUACCUUAUAGGAUAAGUAGGACAAGAGGAGAUGAUGUGUGGGUACCGAUAAUUGCUCAAGCUCACAGACAAUAUGGUGCAAACCGCACUGAACUGACAGCAAAAGCUCUCUAUUUGUCCUGUGUUAUGCAGUAUCCGUUAUACGGUACCACUAUGUAUCCUGUAACGUAUCGCGGUUACUGGUCUUAUGGUAAUGCUUUGACAUUAGGUGUCAAUAGUGAAGGAAUUAUGUUGAUCAAAAACGACGACAAAUUUGUCCUAAACGAGUUCCACUAUCAAGACGUUGAGAGCAUACUUCUUGACCCAAGUGAUAGUUUUAUUACAAUAACUUUACAAAGACACCUCAACGACAAUAAUCAUAAAUGUUACGUGUUUGAAACACCACAAAAGAAUGAAAUAGGCUCUCUAAUAGCUAGUUAUUGUCCCUCUUUAGCUGGAUGGCUAACAGAAAGCGAAGCUCCGAUGAAGAAAGUUAAGGCGAUUACUAACGAAGAUAGAGUUAGACUCUAUCAUAAUCUAGUCAACUGUAGACGAGCGUUGGUAGACCACGAUAUACUCAGAAAACCCAUUGACACAUCAGGAAACUUUUUGAGAAAUACUUUAAGGAGGUUAAGCAAGCAUAAGCUGGAUAAACUGAGGCAAGAGCACGGCGGGGAUACUGGCGAAACAUAUAAAGGAUUCCAUUAUGCUUUUUGGGCUUUUAGUAGACAAUUGUUGCCGCAGAGUAUUAGUAGAAUUCCUGAACCGGACGAACAGAUUAUGUUACAAGUAUUUCAGAUUAUUUUAACUUAUGCUGGUCUUGGACAGAAUGGUGAGGUUAUUCGCAGAGUGGAAGAUGAACACGUUACUCUUCUACAAACGAUCCUGGAGCGGUGUAUGAGAAAAGAAUCUUUACUUUGCGAACUUUAUUUACAAUUAAUAAAGCAAACCACUGACCAUCCCGAUCCUAAUUCCAGAGUUAAUCUGAGGCACUGGGCUUUGUUGUCACUCGCAUGCUCUGUAGUUUUACCGCCCAAUAAAGCCAUACGGAGGUACCUUAUUGCACAUUUGAAACGAUGUAGUUCUGAUUUUGUUACAGAAGAAGGAAAAUAUGCAAGAUUCGCGGAAAAAUGUCUUUCUAAAACGCAAGGUACUCGGAGAAGACAAUGGCCUCCAUCUAGAGAAGAAAUUUUAUGCACAAUAAAUAGAAGACCAGUUUACGCUAGGUUCCACUUCAUGGACGGACAAUAUCAUUCCGUAGAAUUUCAUCCAUCUGCCACUGCUAAAGAUGUUCUUGAAGUAGUUCGAGACAAAAUUGGACUAAGUCAAGAAGCAAAAGGUUAUGCCAUAUAUGAAGUGUUAGGAAAUUCGGAACGUAGUUUAGCAGCUGAAGAAAAAGUGGCUGACGUGAUGGCAAAGUGGGAGAGAUAUCGAGCCGCAACUACUGCCAAUUCAGUUAAUAAUACUGGUACCGCUAAGAGAGCUAGGCCUCAACACCACUUUUUCCUAUUUAAGAAACAUCUCUUUAUGGAUAACUUUAUUAAUUUGAAUGAUCCUGUCGAGAAAGAACUCUUAUACCAUCAAGUAUUACACGAUUUAAGAACCGACCGGUUUCCUAUAACAGACAAAGAAGCGAUGAUGCUAACGGCACUCCAAGCUCAAUUGGAACUGGGAGAUUUGGAAGAAAGUAUUCACGAUUAUAGACCCAUCGCUGCUCAUUGCUUACCAGCUCGUAUGGUACCGAUGUUACCUUGUGAAGGAGUCCAAAUGCACCACCAAUCGUUAAGAGGAAUGACACCUUCUGAAGCAAAACAAGCAUUUUUGAAUCUCAUCCAAAGUUGGCCAUUACAUAAAGCGACUAUAUUUGAUGUUAUGCAAUCCUUUACAUCAAACUGGCCUCGAGUCUUGUGGUUAGCCGUUGACCAAAAAGGACUUCAUCUUCUAGAACACCGUUCUCGAAAUGCUUUGUGCACAUACGACUACAAUAGCAUUCUCAGCUACUCUCCUGCACUUAACUGUCUCAUGAUAAUUACAGGAAGCGAUCGUAAGCAGAGUAAAGUCAUUCUCACAACAGCACAAGCAUUCCAAAUAGCAACGCUUAUUAAAGAAUAUACAGAGGAGAUACACGGAUAUGCGGUGGAUCAGAGAAGAGCUGAACAACAGCCGAAAACUCGCCCAAUCAGCGGAUUACACCACAACGCUCCCAUGGUACCUCCUCAGCCUAGCUAG
Molecule: messenger RNA, 3390 nt
Organism: Diabrotica balteata
Lineage: Eukaryota; Metazoa; Arthropoda; Insecta; Coleoptera; Chrysomelidae
Source: the annotation of a GenBank genome assembly